Molecule: messenger RNA, 441 nt
Organism: Exophiala viscosa
Lineage: Eukaryota; Fungi; Ascomycota; Eurotiomycetes; Chaetothyriales; Herpotrichiellaceae
Exons: 2
Coding region: 1-441 (146 amino acids)
Source: RefSeq, a predicted model, not a curated record
AUGUCUGAAUUGGAGGAUCUGUCAAGGGCACAGAUCCAGGAAUGGCUGGAAGGUUACCACCGCAGCAGCGCGACUCUCGAUGCUACCAAAUGGUGUUCUGAAUAUAUGACUGACGACACCGAACUCCAAUAUGCCAACAACCCUGUGACCAAAGGGCAAGAGGUCCGUGAUAUGUUCGCCCAAGUCUUCCUGCAACUGGACCUUAUGGAACACGAGAUCGUCUACUUCGACUACGUUGCGCCGCGAAUAUACCAAGCAGCACGGAUUCGAUAUCGUGUCAAGGGUGAUAUGUCCGAGCAGGAGAUUGUCAUUCAGGGUUUCGCGACAUUCUAUCUUCAGGAGGACGAAGACAAAGUCUUGAAAUGUAGUCGAGCUGAAGUCUAUCUUGAUCCAAGUCCGCUCUUUGCGAGGAUCGCCGAGAAGGCUAAUGUUGAUGCGUGA